Carlito syrichta (Philippine tarsier) is the source of this 1829-nucleotide messenger RNA. It is a transcript of the gene ATP6V1D, whose product is annotated as ATPase H+ transporting V1 subunit D. Gene Ontology annotation, molecular function: proton-transporting ATPase activity, rotational mechanism. The transcript has 9 exons. NCBI's taxonomy places the organism in Eukaryota, Metazoa, Chordata, Mammalia, Primates, Tarsiidae. Bases 307 to 1050 code for a protein of 247 amino acids. Gene Ontology annotation, cellular component: proton-transporting V-type ATPase complex. The record is from RefSeq and is a predicted model, not a curated record.
UUACGCAGCCGCUGGGGAACUGUGGGGGGAGGGGUUGGGAGGCAAACCAGAACUGAGGGGCGGUUCCGCGAUGCGUGCGCCUGGACAUCCGGGCAUCGCCUCCGUUCAGUCCACCCCCUCCCCUCCCAUGACAACAGGAAGAGGAAGUAAAAAUGUGGGUAUCCUUGCUGCCUCUUAGCAACUAGAGGGGUCAAGUGACUCCAGCCAGCUGACUCCCACAGAGGAAGUCGCUGUGGCGGCCCGUGGUGGAACUAUUGCAACCAAGAUUGCCGGGUCGGGGAGCCGAACCCCACAGUCAUCGUCAGAAUGUCGGGCAAAGACCGAAUUGAGAUCUUCCCCUCGCGAAUGGCACAGACCAUCAUGAAAGCUCGUUUAAAAGGAGCACAAACAGGCCGAAACCUCCUGAAGAAAAAAUCUGACGCCUUAACUCUUCGAUUCCGACAGAUCUUAAAGAAGAUAAUAGAGACUAAAAUGCUGAUGGGUGAAGUGAUGAGAGAAGCUGCCUUUUCACUAGCUGAGGCCAAGUUCACAGCAGGGGACUUCAGCACCACAGUUAUCCAAAACGUAAAUAAAGCUCAAGUGAAGAUUCGAGCAAAGAAAGAUAAUGUAGCAGGUGUUACUUUGCCAGUAUUUGAACACUACCAUGAAGGAACUGACAGCUAUGAACUGACGGGUUUAGCCAGAGGUGGAGAACAGUUGGCUAAGUUAAAGAGGAAUUAUGCCAAAGCAGUGGAACUACUGGUGGAACUGGCUUCACUGCAGACUUCCUUUGUUACUUUGGAUGAAGCUAUUAAGAUAACCAACAGGCGUGUAAAUGCCAUUGAACAUGUCAUCAUUCCCCGGAUUGAACGUACCCUUGCCUAUAUCAUCACGGAGCUGGAUGAGAGAGAGAGAGAAGAGUUCUACAGGUUAAAGAAAAUACAGGAGAAGAAAAAGAUUCUCAAGGAAAAAUCUGAGAAGGACUUGGAACAAAGGCGAGCAGCUGGAGAGGUGAUGGAGCCUGCUAAUCUUCUGGCUGAAGAGAAGGAUGAGGACCUUCUGUUUGAAUAAUCUUCCUGUUCUGGUUCUUUCAGAAACCCUAAUACUGGUUCCAUUUUACUUCACAGUGUAUAGGUUUGAUUUGUGUGGCUAUUUAUUUUUGGCCUGAGAAUUUCACUGUUUGUAAAAUUUACCUGGAUGUCUAUUUAUGGGAUUACUUUGGCAGAUUCACAAUUCAGCAACCAUUUAUCACAGAUGAGAUUUGUAAGGCCUGCCCAGGAACUUACAGAAUUUACUCUGCAGAAGUGUUACCUUACUCCAUCUACGUCUGUUACAUGUGAUCUGCUUACCAAGUGUAUUAGGAUAUCCCCUUAGGAAUCAUUAGUGGUCUCAGGCCAACUUCUGUGGAGCAGCCUUCAUUUGUACCUGUUCGCAAACCUUGGCGCUAUUGUCACCAUGGUACUUCUCAGGCUUGAUGGAAACCUUAUUUUUCCUUGCAUGACAGGUCUGUGUCUUGUCUGUCAGGGGAGUUCAGCCAACUUCAAUGUGACUAUGGUAUAUACAUAGUAAAAUGAUUUAAAAAUAAGUUAUUAUUUUUUAAUUUAUUUACUGCUAAGAAUGCCGUGUUCUUAUGCUCAGAUCAGCACACAGUAUUGCCAUCCACAGAGCUUUCUCUGCAGACAUGUAGGAAGUAGGGGCCUUUACCCCUUCAUAUAUCAGUUUUACUAAAACUUUGAAACUUCCAUUUUGGGGUACUGCUAAAUGAUUGCCAAUGAGUUAAGAGGGCUUCAUAAUACUUCCUUCUUUCCUAAUCGCGAGACCUCAUCUCUACAAUAAAAAUAAAAAACUUA